GGGCUCCAUGUCAUCUGCGACUUUGGACGGAGCUCUCUAUUGUAGAAUUCAACUGACUCUAGACAAGUAACCAUGCAGAACGAGGCCGGCCAGUCGAUCGACAUCUACAUCCCGCGCAAGUGCUCGUGGACCAACCGCAUCCUGGCGGCCAAGGACCACGCCUCGGUGCAGAUCAACGUCGGCCGCGUGAACGCCAACGGCGUCUUCACGGGUGAGUCGGACACCUUCGCUCUUGCUGGCUACAUUCGCCACCACGGUGAGGGCGACAUGGCCAUCACCGAGCUGGCUCGCCAGGCGGACGCCAAGAACUAAGCAGACCAAGUUGUCGUGAUCGCGCGCUGCUGCUGCGAAGUGGAGUGUGCGUUCAUCUACGUCUAGCUGGCAGUUCAGGAGGCUGGUGAUUACGAUAUGUAUCAACAGAUACGUCUGUGAUCGCUGGCAGGAAUUGCGGUACCGUCGCUUAUGGAGUCGGUUGUUUGCGGGUUCGACCUCGCCUUUUGAUUUGAUCGGGUGUAGGCUUAGUAUUUAACUCUGGCCAACGGACGAGCAAGAAUAAAGUAGUUCAAACCCGUCAGA
Phytophthora infestans T30-4 is the source of this 576-nucleotide messenger RNA. Its product is annotated as 40S ribosomal protein S21. The transcript is spliced from 2 exons. NCBI's taxonomy places the organism in Eukaryota, Oomycota, Peronosporomycetes, Peronosporales, Peronosporaceae. The record is from RefSeq and is a predicted model, not a curated record. Gene Ontology annotation, cellular component: cytosolic small ribosomal subunit; ribosome. Gene Ontology annotation, biological process: translation; endonucleolytic cleavage in ITS1 to separate SSU-rRNA from 5.8S rRNA and LSU-rRNA from tricistronic rRNA transcript (SSU-rRNA, 5.8S rRNA, LSU-rRNA); endonucleolytic cleavage to generate mature 3'-end of SSU-rRNA from (SSU-rRNA, 5.8S rRNA, LSU-rRNA). The coding region runs from base 73 to 312 and encodes 79 amino acids. Gene Ontology annotation, molecular function: structural constituent of ribosome.